Messenger RNA from Rangifer tarandus platyrhynchus (Svalbard reindeer), 390 nucleotides. NCBI's taxonomy places the organism in Eukaryota, Metazoa, Chordata, Mammalia, Artiodactyla, Cervidae. The record is from the annotation of a GenBank genome assembly.
AUGUUUAUUCAGUUUCGAGGUCCCCUUAUUUUGGGAUAUCCUUGCUUUUCCUCCGGACCCCUUCGAGUCUUAUCUUCGUUCCCUUCCUCCCACGCCUCGCGAGGCGAGGGGCUGCGAGGUCAGAAGGCAGAGACGAGUGCCGCGCUUAAGUUCUCCUGGGACACGAAGUCCCUCGGCAUUGUCCUGGGCUUUGAGAUCAAGCAGGCGGGGCUUCCGUGUUUGCGUUCAGGCUCCACGAUCGGCGGGCCCUGGGCGCGUCCCUUCGGGCUUGGUUUGGUGGAAGCCCUGCCCUACGACCUACUGGGAGUGAAGAGCCUGCCCGAGCCGAGGUCAGGACGCCACCUGGCGGCCGAAGCCCGUGUCCCGCAGCCCAGGUGUGCCUACAAAUAG